AUGCUGUGUAGUCCAAUCGACAAAGAAGAUCAGCCUUGGCGUUUGGAUCUCCAUGCUAACUCGGCUUUUAAUUACAGUAAUCAACAGAAUGACUACUUCUUUAUCGAUCGAGAUGCAAAGGCAGAUGAGUCUUUACUUGAUAUAGGCAGAGAUUCAUAUGGGUUUAAGAGACCUACGCAAUGGAUCAAAAUGCGUCAUUUGCGUCAAUUUGAUCACUAUCAUCAGCCUAUUUUAUCAAAACAACAACAAGCAUGGCAAGCUAUGCUCUCUCGAUGCAAUGGAGAACUGCCUUCUGCUAGUUAUUCUACUCUGAAAUCCAUUAUCCGAAAAGGCGUUCCUAGUAACCUUCGAGGAAGAGUCUGGAUGCAUUACAGUGGCGCAUCAAAGAAAAUGGAAGCAAAUCCUGAUGUAUACAGUUCUCUUGUAAAGACAGCAAUCAAGAUGGGUGAAUACAAUGAACAUGCUGAAGUAAUACAAAGAGACCUUCAUCGUACGUUUCCCGACAAUUCGAAUUUUGAAUGCGCCUACUUUGUUGAUCCGGAAGGCGCUACUGUUAUGGAACCCGAAACAAACUCCAAGCUCCAAUCACUGAGGCGUAUUUUGUUGGCGUUUAGUAUUUAUUCUCCCCAAAUUGGCUAUUGUCAAUCGCUUAAUUACUUGGUUGGGCUCUUCUUGCUAUUUGUGAAUACAGAAGAAGAGGCGUUCUGGCUGUUGGUAACUACAGUCAAUGAUUACAUGCCCGAAAAAAUGUAUGAUCCAACCAUGGAAGGUGUUAACAUUGAUCAGUCGGUAUUGAUGAUGAUGAUUUAUGAAAAAAUACCAAGUAUUUGGGAUAAGAUUUCAAAUGAAGGCAAGUGCUUUUGGGAAAAUAAUCAGCAAGAAGAACUGCCCCAUAUGACACUUGUUACAAGUCAUUGGUUUUUGACCAUGUUUAUUAAUAUUCUGCCUAUUGAGACUGUACUUCGCAUUUGGGAUUGCUUCUUUUUGUAA
This is a messenger RNA of Gilbertella persicaria, 990 nucleotides long. Its product is annotated as rab-GTPase-TBC domain-containing protein. The coding region runs from base 1 to 990 and encodes 329 amino acids. The transcript has 5 exons. Lineage: Eukaryota; Fungi; Mucoromycota; Mucoromycetes; Mucorales; Choanephoraceae. The record is from RefSeq and is a predicted model, not a curated record.